AUGGCAUCGUCGUCAAAGCCGUCGAGCUUCCUGCUCUAUUCCUGCAUAGCACAUCGCACCACUAUCCUGGCCGAACACUCCUCACCCGGAAGCUCCUCCACCUCCGCCUCGUCCCUGGCCUCCAUCAUCCUCCCAAAAAUCAGCCAUGACAAAUCUCAGAAGCUCACCUACACCCAUGAGCGUCUUUUCGUACAUUACAUUGCCGACUCGCCCUCGGGCACGGCAGAAGACAACAACCAGCAACAAGACCAGAAUUCGUACGCACCGCUGAGUUACAUCGUCGUGGCGACAGCCGAACAAGGCCGCCGCAUCCCAUUCGCUUACCUCCUCGAAAUGAAACGCAAGUUCCUGUCUGCCUAUCCGCCCUCGGAAACGGAUUUCUCCUCACUCCCUGCCUACGGGUGUGCUGCGUUCAACGCAGAACUCCGCUCCUUGCUUCAUACCUACAACACCGCUCCGCCGGCGGAUUCGCUCGCUUCGGCGCGGCGGGAGAUUGACAGUGUUCGGGACAUUAUGACAGAGAAUAUCGAGCGGGUACUGGAGCGUGGAGAGCGAAUUGAUCUGCUGGUUGAUAAGACGGAUCGACUCGGGGGUAGUGCGCACGACUUUCGCAUUCGUAGUCGGGGUCUGCGACGACGGAUGUGGUGGAAGAACACCAAAUUGAUGAUUCUUCUUGUCAUCGUUGUUAUCUUCCUCAUGUAUAUUUUCGUGGGUAUGGGAUGUGGACUGCCAGCUUGGGGGAAGUGUGUUGGGAACUGA
This is a messenger RNA of Aspergillus wentii DTO 134E9, 759 nucleotides long. Its product is annotated as synaptobrevin family protein. The transcript is spliced from 2 exons. NCBI's taxonomy places the organism in Eukaryota, Fungi, Ascomycota, Eurotiomycetes, Eurotiales, Aspergillaceae. Gene Ontology annotation, biological process: vesicle-mediated transport. The record is from RefSeq and is a predicted model, not a curated record. Gene Ontology annotation, cellular component: membrane. The coding region runs from base 1 to 759 and encodes 252 amino acids.